This is a messenger RNA of Megalops cyprinoides (Indo-Pacific tarpon), 1663 nucleotides long. RefSeq names its product zinc finger protein Pegasus-like. Gene Ontology annotation, biological process: regulation of transcription by RNA polymerase II. Bases 422 to 1663 code for a protein of 413 amino acids. The transcript is spliced from 3 exons. Gene Ontology annotation, cellular component: nucleus. Lineage: Eukaryota; Metazoa; Chordata; Actinopteri; Elopiformes; Megalopidae. The record is from RefSeq and is a predicted model, not a curated record. Gene Ontology annotation, molecular function: DNA-binding transcription factor activity, RNA polymerase II-specific; RNA polymerase II transcription regulatory region sequence-specific DNA binding.
CAGACUGAUGAGAAUAUGUUGUGCAUUUUACAAUACUGCACUUCAUGCAGCUAGGACGUAGCUCGUUUUUUGUUGAACUUGCUAUAAUGUAGCUAACUAGUUCGACAGACAUGCUAACUACACAAGCUGGCUAACAGUUCUAGCAUAUUUGCCUUACUACGGUAUGACUGCGAACUGUGAAUAUGUUUUAAUCAAUAUUCACAUUCUGAUUAAAGCCCCAACAAUACACUGCAGCUGCCUUCUGCGACGUUAGCUAACACGAUCUCUGAGCCGGAUAUCUGUUAGUUUCAUAACGUCAGAUGGCUAGCAAGCUACCUAUGUAGCUAGUUUAUUUCUCCCAAGAUCUUCGCACAUCGUUACUAAAAAGGUUUAUUAAAAAGGGACAGAAUCGGGAAACCGCUGGAAGCACCGCGGUCGCAGGAUGGGGGAAAAGGCGGCGGACACGCUGGAUUUUGUGAAGGACUUCCAGGAGUAUCUCACACAGCAAACCCAGCAUGUCAACAUGAUCUCGGGCUCCGUCGGCGCUGAGAAAGACGCAGAUGUACUCCAAGGGGCCGGUACUGAGGGCGAGCAGAACGGGCUGGACCACGCAUCCGUGGAGGUGUCGCUGGAGGACAGCUCGGGGCUGCUGGUGGACGGGUUCGAGCGGACCUACGACGGCAAGCUGAAGUGCCGUUACUGUAACUACGCCAGCAAAGGCACGGCGCGGCUCAUCGAACACAUCCGAAUACACACAGGAGAGAAACCCCACCGGUGCCACCUCUGCCCUUUCGCGUCUGCGUAUGAGCGCCACCUGGAGGCUCACAUGCGCUCCCACACCGGGGAGAAGCCCUACAAGUGUGAGCUGUGCUCCUUCCGCUGCAGCGACCGCAGUAACCUGUCCCACCACCGGAGGCGCCGGCACAAGCUGCUGCCGAUGAAGGGGGCACGCUCCACGCUGGCCAGCAGGAAGAUGCUGAGUGUGCUGCAGAGGAAGGCCGGCUGCCUGGGCUACAGCCGCCGCCUGCUGCUCAACCUCAGCCCGCCCUCCCUGCUAGUGCAGAAGGGUGACUACCUGAGCGACUUCCCCCAGGGCCUGCCGCACCUGCACGCCGAGGCCUACGAGGGCGUGGCCAAGGCAGCGGGCGGCGGCUGCGGGCCCCGGGACGCCCCUGACGUGAUGGGGGAGAACCCCCUGAACCAGCUGUCCACCCUGGCGGGGCAACUGGCCAGCCUGCCAGCCGACACCCAGACGCCCCUGUCGCCUGACACCGGGUCCUGCCGCGACGAGAAGCCCUUCCUGGUCCAGCAGCCGGCCGCCGCCCCGGCCGCCGUGUCCGCCAGCGUGGCGCAGGCGGCGUCUCCCAGCAGCCCCGAGCCACGCCCGCCGCCGCCCAGCAACUGUAGCCCGGGGGCGGGGCCCUGCAGCGAGCACAGCCCCCACACCAGCACCCCCAGCGUCAGCAGCCAGCCCAGCUCCCCCGCCCCCGGCCUGCCCCCCCAGGACCUCCAGCUUCUGCACCACUGCCAGCACUGCGACACCUACUUCGCCGACAACAUCCUCUACACCAUCCACAUGGGCUGCCACGGCUACGAGAACCCCUUCCAGUGCAACAUCUGCGGCUGCAAGUGCAAGAACAAGUACGACUUCGCCUGCCACUUCGCCAGGGGGCAGCACAAAUAA